Molecule: messenger RNA, 1351 nt
Organism: Pocillopora damicornis (cauliflower coral)
Lineage: Eukaryota; Metazoa; Cnidaria; Anthozoa; Scleractinia; Pocilloporidae
Source: RefSeq, a predicted model, not a curated record
AUUAGUCUCUAUUUAAUGCCAAUGUAGUGAAACUAUUUUCUCAUUAUGACACAGCUCCAGACUUAAUUCAUGUGGAAAUUCACCAGAGAGUAUUGCUACAGUUUUCACUGAUGCAGCCAGAAUAUGGAAUGCUUAUUGGGUGGUUUUCCUGCCCAACUCGUGAUUGCAAUAAUGAGUGGGACAAGCAUUGGAUAGCUGACAUCUAUUUCAUGGAUAAGGUACAUUUCGAAAAUCCACAUUACAGUGCGUUCCUCAACGGGACUUUACUUAUCAAGAAAGUUCUCCCCAUGUAUGAUGAAAGAUACUUUAUCAUGCGAGUGAGAACGGGUACAGGAGACGAGCCAAACAUUUACCAUCUUAAAAUAGUACAAGAGCGCCCAGUUUUGACACUGGUCAGUCAACAAAAUAUAUAUGCCUUUGAAGGGAUGGACGUUUUUCUUGAAGCUCAGGUGAAGGCCUACCCCUAUCCACGGGUUUCUCUGAGUCGUGUCUUGGAGUCAAAUGAAAGUGUCAUACAGGAGGCAUCCAACGUCAGUUCUCAAAUACUGAUGAAGAUUCCAAGCAUCACUAACGCUGACAGUGGUGACUAUGUCCUAUACACAGAGAAUACUGUUGGAAAUGAUACUGUCACUGUGAGGGUUAAUGUGGAAGAGGAUUAUUACACAUUGAAAACUAUGGCUGAGGUGUCUGCUGUGUUUUUUCUGCAUUCAGGCAUCCCAGGCCGUUUAUCCUCACCACCGCCAGAUACCCCAACUUCUUUGUCUUCAUCUGGUCCAGGUUAUAUCCCAAGCUCGGAGGCUCCUAACCUUAUAGACCCUCCUCCCUUAGAUGGAGGCAGCAAAUACAUGAAGGUUACGACAGCACUUGCGAUAAUAAUUCCUCUAGCGUUGAUAUGCAUAGGAUUAUUGUUAAAAAUAAUUUGUUGCAAAACUUGUAACUGUCACCUAAAUCGAAGCCAGCUGUAUAAUUUUAAAGACCGCAACAUAGCAGGUACUCGUAGUUGCAAGGGCGAUACUGAGGCAUCCGCGAAUAGCGUUAGAUAUGUUAACAAUUCAACAGCAGGUCAUGCGUGUUCACUGUAGAGUGCUCAUGGAAUUUAACCGUAGUUUUGUUAUUGGUUAUAUUUUUUGCUCUAUGACGGUACUUAGUAUGGAUUGUUUCCAUUAAUUUUAUUUUUAUUUUUGACCCUGUAAACUGAUGUAUCAGUGACACAUUUCUUUUCAAGUUAGAAAAAAAAGUUUAUGAUGUCAGUACGUUACAAGCUGUAAAACUGCGAUAUUUUUUAAAAGAUGUUGUUUAAUUUUUUUUAUAUUUAUUUCCUGGUAUUAUCGAAAUGUAAGCUGUUUUUUUU